Molecule: messenger RNA, 2928 nt
Organism: Suillus bovinus
Lineage: Eukaryota; Fungi; Basidiomycota; Agaricomycetes; Boletales; Suillaceae
Exons: 4
Coding region: 1-2928 (975 amino acids)
Source: RefSeq, a predicted model, not a curated record
AUGAGCGUCGAUCAGAACGAGCUCAACGACGAGCACCCGCUUGUCCUCGAACUCUUCAGUCUCAGACAAACAUCAGCUCGAUUUCAGCAUGAAGCACACCAAGCUGCUCUCAGACUCCAGCGUCACACUCUAGCAGCAGCCCAAACAAACACCCGCUUAAAUUUCCUCGAAUCACAACAUUCCUUACUUACAUCUGAGCUAGCUACCCUUCGUGCUCACCCCUUACCCAACUCUCAAUCAGACACCCACGUCGUCCAAGAGCUCACUCUCGCCCUAAGACGCUCUUCCGAGAAACUCGACCUUACAGAACAUGCUCUAGCAGAAAAGACAGCGGAGCUCGUAAACACCCGCACAGAAGCCCAAAAAGCGCGCUACGAGGCAGAAGGCGCAUAUAAACUUGCCGCAAGUGCUCGUGCACGCGAAGAGGAAGGUAAAGUCCGCGAACGUAGCUUGGAAACGCGUCUCCAAGCUGCGGAGGAAGAACGCAGGCUCAUAGAACUCGUGGUGCAUGAGUACGCUGAUCUCGUGCGCAGUUUGGAUGGCAGGAAGAGCUCGCUUAGUAGUGGGGGUGCAGUACUGCAAAACACAUCUGCGUCUGCGUCUUCUCUCACCCUCGUCGAAGGGCUCCAUGAGGGCAAAUCGAACUUGCAUCGCCUUAUGACUGAAUUUGCCUUUGAGAACGAGAAACGCGAAACGAGCAUUACCCAGCUACGCAAUGAGAUCGCAAAUUUGGAGAACAUCCUUGAUGCUGAGCGUAAAACAGCCAUUCAUGAUAGUGUUCACCUCGCGAAAGCGCAGUCAGAACUAGAGACACUAAAGCUAGACGAUACCACAGCAGCCAAGAUGGUCUCCCGAUACAUGAAAUUCUCGCAGUCCCAAACUAAUGCCCUUCAAUCCACACUCACGACUCUCCAAAUACGACACGCAUCUACCCAACAUACCCUUCAAUCUACGAUAAACGAUACCGAAGCAAGGAUGCACGCUUACAUAGCUGAAAAUGCACGUCUUCGCGACGCAUUAGAAGAGCUCGGUGAAGAGGUCACCAGGGAAGCAUAUGGACGGCGAAGGGAAGUUGCACUGCGUCUUGCCCUUCUCGCGCGCGAAGAAGCGCUCGGCGAAGCCCUACGCAGAUGGGUUCGAAGAGCCGGAGAAGGUAUACACCGCUGCGGAGAUGCAGAUAGUCAGACGUAUGCUACUUUUGAGCGGGCAGUGAGGGAUGCAGAAAGUCUUCUGGUGACGCUGGAUGCGGAAGUAGCUUUGGGGGAUGGGAGUUCGGUUACUGGUGUAUUGGGGAGGUUGGUUCUUGCUAAGGACGCUGUGAUGAGGAUGACUGAAGAGGUUGGGGUGGAGGUUGAGAGAAGAGUUGCUGCUGAGCGGAGUAUUUCUUUGGGCAGGAGGUCUCUUGACAAGAUUGUCCAUGAACAGACCACUUCAGUCGAAGGAACUCCUAUUGAUAUUACAGAACAACCAGCCCAUACACAGGACACAAGCGCUGAUAUCCCACAUAUCCAGGAUCUAAUAUUCGCUUCUCCACAAUCACCUGCGCGUCCUCCAAGUCUCCUAGCAGAGGACAGCAGGGGUGCGUCCUCACCCGUCAUAGGCGACAUCACGCCUGGUACUUCACAGCCGCUUCUUGAUUUACCCACUGAAUCAAGACAGUCGCCUGCUAGCUCGAUCCUCAAUGUGACGCAGACCCCUGCUGGGAAAGAGGCAUAUACUUUGCCGCAGUCUGCCGAACUAGCCACGCCUUUGGCUUCAGCGGAUGAGCUGACUAUGGAGCCUGUUGAAACGGAUAUAAUUUCGGAUACUCAAGAAGCUAAAUUGCACGUUCAAACACCUGACACUAAAGGUAUACCUUUACCCGUCAUAGGCGACACCACGCCUGAAGUUCGAGUAGUCGACGCAGCUAAUGAACCCAACGACUUAACCACCAACAUCAUUCCCUCAUCACGACCCCCAUUCAUACCGGACGAAAUUUCAUCCUUACUAUCCUCCCUGAGCCAAGUCAAUCACCGCUACGACGCCCUCCAACACGCAUUCCGCGACUGCUCUCUCGCGCUCAAAGACCUCAAACGCUUGCUCCCUCCCAUCGCCAUCGCCUCUCCGCCGACACUGACACCAACACCUUAUUCUCCCCAUUCUCUCCUCCGCACCGCCCUAGACCGCAUAUCCGACUACACCGAAGACACCCGUGUCGAGCUCGAAAUCCGCAUCACAGACGAAGCACUCGCCAUUCGCGGUUUCGAGACCCUCCUCACCGUCCCAGGCGCACUUUCCCUCUCAUCAGAUUCGAAUCUGGACCUUGAAGAAAUGCGGGCUUUUGUUGAUGGGCGUGAUGAGGGCGUAAGGAGGGCUAUGGCGAGGCUUGAGGAGAAAUUGGGGGAUGUACAACAUGAUGUAGCAGUUGUUAAGCGGGCUGUGCAUGACUUUCAGGUUCAGCCUGACGAGGAGAGGGAAGUAGAGGAAGGCAAAAGCUGGUCUACAUGGACAUCAAGCCUCCUCCCUCGUUCAUCCACGCCUACACCAAGCCAAACGCCUACAUUUGGUUCUGUGAUGACUUCUCCGCGAUUGAGGCGUCCCCCCUCGGUGAAGCAACUGUUUUCGCUUGCAGAGCUGGAGUUGAGGAUUCCUAUGCCGUUGCCUGCGCCGAUACCUCAAUCUCAAGCUCAUCCUGCGUAUGGAGCCUCUGGACUUGGGGUAGGAUCUGGAGUUGCACCGGGGUUGGGACGUCAACGGACGAUGUCAAUGAUGUAUUCGUUGGGAAUCGGGUCUAGGGCUUCAGUUUCAACUUCAGCGUUGGGGUCGAUGUCGUCGUUGGGGAUACCCGGGAUGUCGCCUGUGAAAAGUGGGGGAGGCAAGAGUAGGUUUGUUACGACCCCGCUCGCUGGUGAGACCCAUCGUGAUCGCGAUGAAAGCGAUGUCGAGUGA